GUUUUUGUUUCAUUUUGUUUCCAAAAGAGAGCCUAUCAAGACAAAAGAAUGAAAGCGUUUGUGAGAGGUUUGUUAGCAAGAGCUCAUGAGGUCCCUAAGAUUCAGAGGAAAGUAUCAGCCGGUUUUGGUUGCGUUACUUCACCUCCGCCUCCGGAAAAAGGAUUGGAGAAUCUGACGGUGGCGGAUGUGCUCUCCACAAAGGAGACUGAUGUUGCUACGUGGAUCUCAUGCCGAACAAACGACACUGUUUUUGACGCAGUUAAGAAUAUGGCAAACCAUAAUAUUGGAUCGUUGGUUGUCUUGAAACCUGGAGACCAGCACUAUAUUGCAGGAAUAGUGACAGAGAGAGACUAUAUGAAAAAGAUUAUUUGGGCCGGAAGAUCAUCAAAACUUACAAAAGUUGGAGAAGUUAUGACUGAUGAGAGCAAAUUGGUCACUGUUUCGUCUGGAACAAACAUAAUCAAAGCAAUGCAGCUUAUGUCAGACCAUCAUAUAAGGCACGUACCGGUGAUUGAUGGAAAGAUAGUAGGACUAAUCUCUAUGGUUGAUGUGGUUAGAGCCAUCGUGGACCAUCAAAACGGAGAGCUCAAACGAUUGAAUCAAUUCAUCAAAGGAGACUACUACUAGUUUAGAUCAAAUCCACAGAUGAAAAAAGAAAAAGCCUAGCUUACAUAAUACUAUCAAUAACUAUGUUUAUACUAUUAAUAAUGGACCUAUAUGAUAUCAUAUAUUUAGAUCCCCAUUCAAAGAGAUUAUGAGCAUAAAGUCCAAAAUAUCUAAAAGAAGUUGUUUAUACUUAAAAAAAAAAUGUUGUUUAUACUU
Molecule: messenger RNA, 822 nt
Organism: Camelina sativa (false flax)
Lineage: Eukaryota; Viridiplantae; Streptophyta; Magnoliopsida; Brassicales; Brassicaceae
Product: CBS domain-containing protein CBSX3, mitochondrial-like
Source: RefSeq, a predicted model, not a curated record